Cryphonectria parasitica EP155 is the source of this 849-nucleotide messenger RNA. Its product is annotated as cysteine proteinase. The transcript is spliced from 2 exons. The record is from RefSeq and is a predicted model, not a curated record. NCBI's taxonomy places the organism in Eukaryota, Fungi, Ascomycota, Sordariomycetes, Diaporthales, Cryphonectriaceae. Gene Ontology annotation, cellular component: cytoplasm. Gene Ontology annotation, biological process: protein deubiquitination; ubiquitin-dependent protein catabolic process. Bases 112 to 849 code for a protein of 245 amino acids. Gene Ontology annotation, molecular function: cysteine-type deubiquitinase activity.
GCAAAGGCUGCGGACUGCCACCACUUUCGUAGGAUCUCGCAUCCUCGCUUCUCAGCGGAAAAAAAUAAAAAAAAAUAAACAAUAAACAAAUCAACAUCACAAGUUGCAGCCAUGGCGGAAGUCGCCUCCGACACGGGCAAGAUCGCCUUUAUCCCCCUCGAGGCCAACCCGGAGCUGAUGACCAACCUACUCCACACGCUCGGCCUCAGCCCGGAACUGGCAAUGCACGACGUCUACAGCCUCACGGACCGCGACCUGCUCAGCUUCAUUCCAGGCCCCGCACACGCCCUGCUGCUCGUGUUCCCCGUCAACGCGGCCUACACCAGCCACCGCCUCGCGGAGGACGCCACGCUGCCCGAGUACCACGGCAAGGGCGAGAACGAGCCUGUUGUGUGGUUCAGGCAGACGAUCCGCAAUGCGUGUGGCCUGAUGGGGCUGCUGCAUGCUACGGCGAACGGGAGCGCGCGGGCCAAAGUCGAACCUGGCUCGGACUUGGACAAGCUCCUGAAAGAGGCCGUCUCCCUCGACCCCAUAGAACGGACCAAGCUCCUAGAGACAUCCCAGUCUCUGGCGCGUGCUCAUUACUCCGCGGCCAGCCAGGGAGACACGGCAGCCCCCCAAGCCACAGAUGAUGUGGACCUGCACUACGUUUGUUUUGUCAAGACGGACGACGGAACGCUGUGGGAGCUCGAUGGGAACCGCAAGGGCCCUCUGGACCGCGGCAAGCUCGAGUCCGAUGAGGACGUGCUCAGCGAGAAGGCACUGACCCUCGGCCCGCGGCGGUUCUUUGAAUGGGGUGGGGAGGAUAUUCGAUUCAACGCUGUUGCACUGGCCAAGAAUCUGGACUAG